Mus pahari (shrew mouse) is the source of this 2982-nucleotide messenger RNA. It is a transcript of the gene Serpini1, whose product is annotated as serpin family I member 1. Gene Ontology annotation, biological process: negative regulation of endopeptidase activity. Gene Ontology annotation, molecular function: serine-type endopeptidase inhibitor activity. The coding region runs from base 142 to 1374 and encodes 410 amino acids. Lineage: Eukaryota; Metazoa; Chordata; Mammalia; Rodentia; Muridae. The transcript is spliced from 9 exons. The record is from RefSeq and is a predicted model, not a curated record.
CAGAAGAAGCCUCUGCUCAGCCUAGUCUGUAGUUUCCCUGGAGAGAGGCAAGAGCAGCAUCCCGAGUGGUCUCAGCCUGCCCAGCAUCUUCUCCAGCAUCCCGAGCGGGGAUUGCAGGUGAGAGGGAGACUUGAAACCAUCAUGGCUUACCUUGGAAUGCUUUCUUUGCUGGCCGUGCAAAGUGUGGUGACAGGAGCAACGUUCCCAGCUGAAACCAUAGCUGAGUGGUCAGUGAACAUGUAUAACCACCUUCGAGGCACCGGGGAAGAUGAUAACAUUCUCUUCUCUCCACUAAGCAUUGCCCUUGCGAUGGGAAUGAUGGAGCUUGGGGCUCAAGGAUCUACUCGGAAAGAAAUCCGCCAUUCAAUGGGAUAUGAGGGCCUGAGAGGUGGUGAAGAAUUUUCUUUCCUGAGGGAUUUUUCUAGUAUGGCCUCUGCCGAAGAAAGCCAAUAUGUGAUGAAAAUUGCCAAUUCGCUCUUUGUGCAAAAUGGAUUUCAUGUCAAUGAGGAAUUCUUGCAAAUGUUGAAAAUGUACUUUAACGCAGAAGUCAAUCAUGUGGACUUCAGUCAAAAUGUGGCUGUGGCUAACUACAUCAAUAAAUGGGUGGAGAAUUAUACAAACAGUUUGUUGAAAGAUCUGGUGUCUCCGGGGGACUUUGAUGCUGUCACUCAUUUGGCCCUCAUCAAUGCUGUAUAUUUCAAAGGGAACUGGAAGUCUCAGUUUAGACCUGAAAAUACCAGAACUUUCUCCUUCACAAAAGAUGAUGAAAGUGAAGUACAGAUUCCAAUGAUGUAUCAACAAGGAGAAUUUUAUUAUGGGGAAUUUAGUGAUGGAUCCAAUGAAGCUGGCGGCAUCUACCAAGUCCUUGAGAUACCCUAUGAGGGAGACGAGAUCAGCAUGAUGCUGGCACUGUCCAGACAGGAAGUCCCACUGGCCACACUGGAGCCUCUACUCAAAGCACAACUGAUCGAAGAAUGGGCAAACUCUGUAAAGAAACAAAAGGUGGAAGUGUACUUGCCCAGGUUCACUGUGGAACAUGAAAUUGAUUUAAAAGACAUCUUGAAAGCCCUUGGGGUCACUGAAAUUUUCAUCAAAGAUGCAAAUUUGACUGCCAUGUCAGAUAAGAAAGAGCUGUUCCUCUCCAAAGCUCUUCACAAGUCCUGCAUUGAGGUUAAUGAAGAAGGGUCAGAAGCCGCUGCAGCCUCCGGAAUGAUUGCAAUUAGUAGGAUGGCUGUGCUGUACCCUCAGGUUAUUGUCGACCAUCCAUUUCUCUUUCUUAUCAGGAACAGGAAAUCUGGCACAAUCUUGUUCAUGGGAAGAGUCAUGAACCCCGAAACAAUGAAUACAAGUGGCCAUGACUUUGAGGAGCUUUAAAUGAUGACGUUUGAGUACAAAGAAAGCAGGAACAAAGCACAUUAUGUUUGCAAGUGGUAUAUAUUUAGGACUUCUGUUUUAUAGUGUUACUUAAGGAAAUAUUUAAAUAGUUCUGGAUAGUAGUAAUACAUGUGAUCUAUAAGUUAGCCUAUCAAAAAAUGUUAUCACUAUAAAGAGUAUGGUCCCAUUGUGUCCUUGUGUCUGGUAUGCUGCUGUUUAAAAUAAAAGUACAUAUUGAAAAUGUGAAAAACUUUUUUCAUUUUGGAAGUAGUUGUAGUCUACACAAUACUGUACCUGAGAUUUGAAACUUAUGCUGUUUCUUUAGGAAUUGUAGUAAAAUGAUCCUACAAGGCAAAAUGUAGAAACUGUUGUUUCUGAGUUUCUUCAUAAUCAGGCAGAGUCAAACACCAAAGUAAGCAACAUACAUGUAUAUAAUAAGCAAUACUGUGAAGGGGAGGCCAAUAGGCCACAGAAAUUGAGAUUGUUAUUUACUGUGGCAUUCCAUGACAAAAGAUUUAGGAGAAAGAGUGGGAUAUGUAAGGCCCAUAGAUGUAUAUUUUGUAUAUACUGUAGUGUUAUACUUUUAAUUUAUUAAAGUAUAACUCUUUUUUUUUAUUUUUAAAAGUUUCCUGUGAUCCAGUAUGCCACAUGACUCUACUAGCAAGCUCAGAUAUCUCAUUAGCUAUUCUGGAUGACAUCAAGAGGCCCCAUGGAUGGAAUCACAUGUACCAUUUAAGUUUUAGUGAUUUUUUUUUGAUGUUCACACAAAGAUAAAAUCACACUGUUGCACAUUCUUUAGACUAUACCCAAGAAAGGCAUCAAGUGGUACAUUGGUGUACCAGGAAAAUAGAUGUAAUUACUUUAUAAAAAAGUUCCUGGUGUUGUGUAUCAUAUUGAAUCAGUGCUUCUUAAACUUAGUAUGUCCUGCUGACACCUGGUCACUUAUUACAAAUAUAGGUUCUUAUCCAGGAUGUCUAAAGUAGAGUGGGGACCACAGCUUUCUAUCAUUUCUGACAUCCAAAUGAUGCCACAGAUAUUUGACCAUAGCCUGUGCUGCUAGUCACUCGGGUUGCAAAGUUUUACUUGAAGUCAGCCUCACAUUUUCACAGCCUGAGAUUAGAGAGGUCAGGGUUCAGGGAGGAGAUGAUCUACAUUAAUAAUACAAUGCCUUUGUCAGGCACUGGUGUGAUUCCAAAGUAUUUCUAGUACAUACUAUAGACAAAUGUAAGAUUCUUCUGUACAUUACAGCACUUGAAAUACAGUCAUUUAAAAUAUGGAGACAUUUAUAGGCAAUACCCAUGAAAGAAUUUAUGAAUAUCGAAGGACACAGUACUUAACAAUGAAUCUUUUACAGCUUAUAUUUUCAGAGGACUUGUAGUUUAUUCAUAAAUCUUCAUGUUAUUGUACAGUAGUGCUCUUGUUUUCAUUUAUAAUUUAUGAAGCUGGGAUGCCUGUUGUUAAUUCAGUGUUCACAUUCUCUGCUAAGAACAGUCUUUAUCUCUGUAUCCUUCUUGUUAAUAUGACAUAUAUAGCUAUAUCUAUGUGUUCAUUAGUUUAAAAAAUGUAUGGCCUGUAAGGAAGAAUAAACAUCAUUAUGCAAUCAUGUGA